UUAUAAUGCGUUCUAUCUUAAGAGUUUCUAUUUUUAUAUCGGUAGAGCAACUGAUCUUUCUGCCAUCUGUGAACUAACAAGAAAAUUCUUUAUGUGAAUUAUAUUGUACGACCUCGACUCCGGAUUUAUGUUCUAGAAGAAAUGGACAAUUGUAUCUAUAAUGUGCAAUGCAAAAGGUGAAUUCAUAAUUCUUUUGUUCGCUGAAGCUUCCAAACUUUUAUUAAGUAGAAAUUAAAAAUAUUAUUUCCACCUAGUAAUUGUGCAACAUGCCAUCCAUUUGUGGCGAUACAAUAGACAUGACUGCUGCACAACCAACAAUCGCAGAAGGUAUCUCUAGUACUGACAGUAUUGGAACACAUAGUGAUAUUUCUGGACAUACAACCAUUUCUGGAAGACCUAGAAUGGAUGUAGCUUGUGUUUUGGAUCUACAACAACCGGAACAUUUGGCUCAGAGAAGAAGAGCUUUAGAAGAAGUUAGACAAGCAUGCAAUCUAGUUAAUGCUAAUAUACAUCAUAUUCAGUUUGAAAAAUUGGAUUUUGGAGAAACAAAUGUACUUGAUACAUUUUAUAAUGCAGAUGUAGCUGUUGUAGAUUUAAGUAUUCAGUUGCAACAAUCUGCUUUGUUUUAUCAUCUUGGUGUUAGAGAAAGUUUUGGUAUGAAAGAAAAUAUUUUGUUACAUAAUGAUAUAGACACAGAAACAACAAUCAGAAUUAAGUUAUCAUGUGGUAACUACACAUUUGUUUCCUAUCGUGUGGUGGAAUGUGGUUCAUGUGUGGCAACAAAUCCAGCUACUACUAGAAUUACUGGAGAAGAAGUAAUAGAUCCAAAACAACAUCUUACAUUAAAGCUUAAAAAAUUAUUUCAAGAUGUAGAAGUACAAUCUAAAGCGCAUAUGAAAGAAAAAUUCUUAGCUGAUUUACGAAAAGCGCGCGAAACAUAUUCGGGAGAAGAACUUUCGAAAGCAUUGAACAACAUGCGUAAACGUUUAGAUGAUCCAAACGUUUUAUCUGGAGAAGUUGUUCUAAAUGUUUUGAUUUCCUUCCGUGAGAUACAGGAUUAUGAUGCAAUGGUACAAUUAGUUGAUGAUCUAAGAACAAUACCAACUCAUAAAAAUUAUAUCAAUACUCCGGCUAUUCGAAAUCUAUAUGCAUUUGCAUUAAAUCGACGAAAUAAAGAAGGUGAUAGAGAAAGAGCAUUGAAGGUUAUAGAAAAAGCUUUGGAGAAGAAAGAAAAUCAUGUCCCUGAUAUGUUAUGUUUAUGUGGAAGAAUAUAUAAAGAUAAAUUUGUAGAAAGUAGACAUACUGAUAAAGAAAGUUUAAAAAAUGCGAUUCAUUGGUAUAGAAAAGGUUUUGAGGUUCAACCAAAUGAAUAUGCGGGAAUUAAUCUCGCUACAUUACUCGUUAUAGCAGGAAAUGAAUUUUCUAAAAGUGAGGAAUUACAACAUAUAGGCAUGAUAUUAAAUAAUCUAAUUGGCAAGAAAGGUAGUUUAUCAAGUUUGAAAGAUUACUGGGAUGUAGCAACGUUUUUUGAGAUUAGUGUACUUGCCGAGGAUUAUUCGAAAGCUAUUCAAGCUGCCGAAUGCAUGUUUAAAUUGAAGCCACCAAAUUGGUACCUGAAAUCUACAAUAGGGAACAUAUCGCUGAUAGAUAGAUUUCGUAAAAAGAAUGAAGAAGCUGAGGUUUCACCAGAGGAGCAAAUAUUUAGUUUUUGGACGGACUACUUUGCCGAAGCUACAAAAGCGGAAGUUGGAGAUAGUAUACGGUUUCCACUCUUAGUGUUGGAGCCAACGAAGAUCUUGAUGCCGAGCUAUGUAAACGUUAACCUUGGAGCAGAAGAAAAAUCGGUGCAAAUUUGGAAUUUGUGCUUGGAUAAUAUGAAGAAUAAUUGCAAACAAGUUCACGAUUGGUUAUUUACCGCAAACAUGAUACGUAGUGUAAGCUUAUACAAAAGAGAUGAACGCUGCCUUUUUCUAUAUGUUCAUCAAAAUUCUGAUGAUUUCCAAAUGUAUUUUCCGUCUGUUCAAUGCAGACAAAGAUUUUAUGAUUUAAUUUUGGAAAUGACCAGAGAUCAAGAGGGCAUGGUUACAGAUUUAGAUGCAUAUAUGACUGAUGAUAGGAUGAAGUUUGAAUAUGAAUUGGAUGACCAAAAUAAACGAAUAAUGCUAGGUAAAGGUACAUAUGGAAUCGUCUAUGCGGCUCGAGAUUUAAACACGCAAGUUAGAAUUGCUGUAAAAGAAAUACGUGAACGGAAUUUAGGAGAUGUGCAACCCUUACAUGAAGAAAUUAAAUUACAUAGUCAGUUAAGGCAUAGAAAUAUUGUACAAUAUCUGGGUUCAGUAAGCGAAGAAGGAUAUUUCAAAAUUUUCAUGGAACAAGUUCCUGGAGGUAGUUUAUCAGCUUUGUUAAGAUCAAAAUGGGGACCUUUAAAAGAAAAUGAAUCUACAAUUGCUUAUUAUACUAAACAAAUCUUGGAAGGUUUGAAGUAUCUUCAUGAUCAAAAAAUCGUUCAUAGAGACAUUAAAGGCGAUAAUGUUUUAGUAAAUACAUAUAGCGGGGUAGUGAAAAUUUCAGACUUUGGCAUGUCAAAACGAUUAGCUGGUUUAUGUCCAAGUACGGAAACAUUUACUGGAACAUUACAAUAUAUGGCACCGGAAGUUAUCGAUAAAGGACAACGUGGAUAUGGUGCUCCAGCUGACAUUUGGUCUCUGGGUUGUACAAUAGUCGAAAUGGCAACUGGCAAACCACCAUUUAUUGAAUUAGGUUCUCCUCAAGCAGCAGUGUUUAAGGUUGGAUAUUAUAAAAUACAUCCUGAAAUUCCAUCUGAAUUAUCCGAAAGAGCAAAAAAUUUUAUAUUACGUUGUUUUGAACCUAAUCCUGAUAUAAGAGCAACUGCAGCUGAAUUAUUAGAAGAUCCAUUUUUAAAUGAGAAGAAGAAAACUAAUCGUUUAGCAGCACCACCUGAUUUUAGUAGAAGUAUUUCAGUACCUGCUGACAGAGUUGAACGCUUAGGAAAAUCUGACAAAACGAAUAAUAAUCAUAUUGUUUCUGCUUCUCCUAUUCAAACUUCACAAUCCGAUGAUAGUGGAGGACUGACAAAGUCAAGCCCAUUGAGGGAGCGUAGUCCAGCACACCUUCUGUCUCCUAUUAGAAUGCCCACUGCAACCCUUUCUUUUAACAGUAUGAUAGGAAAUACACCAUCUAUAGAGACAAGUGAAACUGACACAGCUGGAGCUUCAAUGACAAGAAGAAGUUCUUCUGGUGGUUUAUUGUCACCAGAAGUUGAAUUAGGAGGACAACCUGGUCAAAAAACUGGUGAAGAACAAGAAGGUUUUUAUCUAUUAAAAAAAGAUAGUCAAAGAAGAAUGACAUUAACUAGAGUUCUUACUCAAGAUGAAGCAAAAAUUUGUGAAGUAUGGAUGAGAGAUAUUCAAGUAGAACUAUCAACAAGUCAAACUGUUUUGCAAAUGAAUCAUUUAAUUUUAUUAAUGCGUGCCUUAAGAGAUUAUAUUGCAGAACAAAAUCAAGAAGUAAUUGUGACAGCCAUUAGAACAUUAAAAGAAGAAUUGGAUUUCGAUUCUACUGCUAUUACUCAUCUGAAUCUAGCUAUUUAUUUAUUUCAAACAGCAGUGAAUGAAGUUUUACGAAUGCAUAGUAUAAAACCUCAUUGGAUGUUUGCAUUGGAUAAUUUAGUCAGAAAUGCUGUACAAGCUGCUAUCAAUGUAUUUUCUCCUGAACUUGGUGCUAACUUGCUUGGUCAAGAGCGUGUGCAAUCUGCUGGUCAAGGACCAGAAGAAGGAUCUAUAUCUGGCGUAUCAACCGUAAAUUCUGUAAAAUCACAGAAAACUGGCGAUUCUUUAGAUAACAAAUACUGGAAAGAAUAUCGGGAUCAAAUGGGAGCUUUAAAAAUGGAUAAUUUAAGAUUAUUACAAGAAUUGAUUGAAAGUCAAAAAUCAUAUCAAGCUUUGUUGCAACAAGUUCUCGAAGAACAAAAAGUUCAAGUUAAUACUUUAACACGUCUUUGUGAAAGUAUAAAUAGGCGUAUUAUGAAACAAGAAUCAGGUUAUAAUUCAUCAAUAUCUGGAAACACAUCACAACAGCUAAUUUCUUUAACUGUUAAUGAUACACCUUCUAAUACUUCAUGCGCAGACCAGGCUCUUAUUGAAUGGUUACAAAAUCUUCAGAUAGAUGAAAUGACAAUUGAAAGGUUCCUAUAUGAGCAAUAUACAUUAGAAGAUAUUUUAAAUCAUAUUACGCGUGACGAUAUUCGCAGACUUAAUUUCAGAGGAGGAAUUGAAUUAAGGAUAUGGCAAGCUAUAUUAAAACAUCGACAAAGCAAUAAUUAAUAAGAUUAUAUGAAUAAAAAGGAGCAGUAGUUAAAUUGUGUAUUACAUUGGAAUUAGUUUAUUUGAGAUUCGUUAUCAGGGUAGAAUAGAAAUCUUCUUGUUAAAAUGAUUAUAAUGUUGAAUGUAAUAUUCGUGACAUUUGUUAGAAUUUUAUUCAUGAGGUAAGUUUACACGGAAAGUUUUAAAUAUACACUGAUAUUAGUUUAUCGCGUAGUUCCUAAAUAUAGUGUAUUUAUUAAUUACAAAAUUAAGAUGUACAUAUAACAAAUUUUGCAUAUAUUGAUUUAUUUUAAAAUGAAACUCAUUACAGCAGAAUUUUACAAUCUGUUGGAAUUAUAUUUAACAACUAUAUUGUACAGAAAUCAGUAUUGCUAUGUCAAAUAAUUAAAUAUGUUAUGAUUAUAUGCAAAAUUUGUAUAUUUGAAAAUCAUUAAUUUUACUUAUUAAUCUAGAAUAUUAAUCUUGCCAAGUUUAGAAAAAUGAUAAAAAUAUGAUUAUUAUUUAUCUAAAAAAUUUAAAGAUUUAAAGAUUUAAAGAUUGAAGAAUUCAAUAUAAUUUCUAUGUUUACACAAAUUUGACAUUACUGCCACAGUAAAAUUGUUUGUUGAAGAAAUGUGCAUAAAAAGUUGUCUUGUGCUUUCGCAUUUUGCGAUAUAUUGAAUGAUUUUCUCCUUAUUCUGUGCAACUAUUAAUAGUAGAAGAAUUAUGUAUUUAAACAUAAUUGAAAAAAUAAUUAAUACAUUAUUUACAUAAUAAUUAAACAAAAAAUAAAUGAUCCUAGUGCCUUAUAAAUUAGCGUAAUAGUACAAGAGAAAAUAUUUAUUAUAUGCAAAUAAUAAAUGUUUUAGUUGUUGAUAAAAUUAUAUUUGUUAAGAAAAAG
Messenger RNA from Apis dorsata (giant honeybee), 5223 nucleotides. It is a transcript of the gene Ask1, whose product is annotated as mitogen-activated protein kinase kinase kinase 15. Lineage: Eukaryota; Metazoa; Arthropoda; Insecta; Hymenoptera; Apidae. The coding region runs from base 267 to 4343 and encodes 1358 amino acids. Gene Ontology annotation, molecular function: protein kinase activity; ATP binding; protein binding. The record is from RefSeq and is a predicted model, not a curated record. The transcript has 24 exons. Gene Ontology annotation, biological process: MAPK cascade; protein phosphorylation.